CGCUCCUUCCCAAGCUCAUUGGCCUCCGCGUCUGCACCGGCGAUGGGGAUUCUGCUGCAGAACCUGGCCCGGGGAGGACGGGUGGGCGCUGCGCUCUGUUCCUGGGCAAGUACUCGCGGGCCCAGCGGGCCGCAGCGUCCCAGCCGGGGUGCGGGAAGCCUUUCGCGCAGCCGGGGUGUCCCAAGGUGUCCGAGAGGCCAGCCAACCCUAGGAGGAGUCACGGGGACACAACAGUUCUCCAGCUGGGACUGCUGGCAGGGUCUUCCCCGAGGAAGACACAGUGUUCCUCACGGACACCAGGCUCCCGCGCAAGCCACGGUUAGCUGCCGAACGUUGGGGAUGGACCACAGGGAGGAAGGUUUCCAAGCAGGUGCAAAGGAUGACAGGGAUCCAAAGGCCUCCCCGCCCCCCGAGAACCUCAUAAGACCCCCGUGCUCUCUGUCACCCGAGCUCCAGCCUCCAACGAACUGCUGCAUGAGUGGCUGUCCUAACUGCGUGUGGGUAGAUUAUGCAGACGCCCUGCUGAGGCACUACCAGGACGGUGGGCAGCAGGCCCUGGCCGUCCUAGAGGAACAUGUAACUGACGAGAACCUCAAGGCCUUCCUCAGAAUGGAGAUCCGGCUCCGCAUGCAAAGUGGAGGCUGAGCCAGUUUACCUGGGACUCCUUGCCAUGGACAGAAGCUGCCCCUAAGAAGCAGCAGGGCCACCUUUGUUCUUGCGUCUGGAAAACUCCACAUAUCUGCCAGGUAUAGGAAUUACCAUAUAACAGCUUCACCUCCAAAUAAAUUCUCUGUGACAACCCAA
Molecule: messenger RNA, 804 nt
Organism: Mesocricetus auratus (golden hamster)
Lineage: Eukaryota; Metazoa; Chordata; Mammalia; Rodentia; Cricetidae
Gene: Oxld1
Product: oxidoreductase like domain containing 1
Exons: 2
Coding region: 43-645 (200 amino acids)
Cellular component (GO): mitochondrion
Source: RefSeq, a predicted model, not a curated record